Darwinula stevensoni is the source of this 609-nucleotide messenger RNA. NCBI's taxonomy places the organism in Eukaryota, Metazoa, Arthropoda, Ostracoda, Podocopida, Darwinulidae. The record is from the annotation of a GenBank genome assembly.
AUGACGACUCUUCCUGGUAUCCUCAAGGGUGCUGCCAUGUUGACGAACAUCAUUGGCUUCAUCUGCGUCAUGGUCUCUGAAUUAAACUAUGUCAGCCGAGCCAACUGGUUCAAUUUUGUUGCCAUGGGUGGCUUUUGGAUCACUGGGAUACUUCUUGUCUUCUAUCUGUUCCAUAUCAUUGAGAAGUUCUACAUGAUAAAUUGGCUGAAAAUUGAAUUUGGCUACUGUGCAUUGUGGAGUUUUUUCUACAUGACUGCAUCUAUUGCUGUUGCUGCAGGUGGCCUGGAGGCAUGGGCUGCUGCUGCUUUCUUUGGAUUCGUUGCCAUGGCUAUAUAUGGCUUUGAUGCAUACCUGAAAUUCAAAGGCUGGCGUUCUGGGCAGAUAGCUCAGGGAGAAAGGACAGUCGCUACUGCAUCAAGCACAAUGUCGGGUGAGACAUUGGAACAAGAAGGUUCCCUGACCCCAAAGUGUGAUAGCGACAAAUCGCCGACACCACGAACUACAAACUGGGGAAGGUUCUUGAAUUCAACGAAAGAGGCAACCCAAUCCAUAGAGACCCAGGAUGAUUCUGAGCCUGGGAAUGGAGAGAAGGUCCACGUGGUGAUCUGA